UGUCAAACAUUUGGCAACUUUGCAAGGGAUCUGUGAUUCGUAGAGAAAGGAACGGGAACGGAUAACGGAUCUGGAUUUACCGAAGCACUUCAGGUAAUUACGCGACCCGCACAAGUCAGCAGGUCAGUCGGGCGGGUCAACAGCUCAAGCUGCCAAGCAGUCACAGCAAGCACAGCUCGCGGAGUUGCAGAUUUUCCGAAAAUCGAACAAAUCCCUAAACAUCCACAAAACCGGACACAUGGAAGGCCAUCAGCGCAACCACCGACGCGGAGCUCGUCCGAGCGUGGGCUACUUGCUCUUCCAGUACCAGAGCGAGCUGACCCGUCGCCAUGCGGAGCCCACGCGUCUGUCCCGCACCAAGAUCAACAUCAUCGACGGCCUGGUGUCCCGCACCAUCCGUCACCUGAAGCACUGCAGCGUGGAGGAGCUGCAGGCCUGCAAACGGGGCCUGGUCUACAAGGAGCAGCUCCGAGAUCAGCUCAAGGGAAUGCGUCGCCGUCGCUCCUCCGCUGCCAACACCAACACUUCCCAAAAUAGUUCCAGUAACACCAAGACCGCCGCCAAAACGGUGACUCCCAAGGCUCCUGGCACUCCACCCAAACCCAAACCCGCUGAAGGUGGUCGCCCGAAGGUGUCCAUCUUCGGUCCCGAGAUCUUUGUCUGACUCUAAGUUACCACAAGAUUUGUAUGUUUUAAUUUACUUUAAGUUUAGAGUAGCUUGACCUUAA
Drosophila serrata is the source of this 728-nucleotide messenger RNA. RefSeq lists its product as uncharacterized. Lineage: Eukaryota; Metazoa; Arthropoda; Insecta; Diptera; Drosophilidae. The record is from RefSeq and is a predicted model, not a curated record.